Molecule: messenger RNA, 336 nt
Organism: Diversispora eburnea
Lineage: Eukaryota; Fungi; Glomeromycota; Glomeromycetes; Diversisporales; Diversisporaceae
Source: the annotation of a GenBank genome assembly
AUGUCAUCCAAUACCAAUACCAAUGAAACCCCAUCAAAAAUGAGUUCCAGUGCCAAUUAUUAUCAAGGUGCGGCCAAAGAACAAAUCGGAAAGAUUUUAGGCAAUGAACAAAUGCAAACGGAAGGUCUCUCUCAAAAAUUACAAGCACAAGAUGUGUAUAAUGCUGCACAAGAAAGGGAUAAUCAGCAAAAAGAAGAAUCAAACCGCCAAGUUAAGAAUACGGCGGAUAAUGUUACUGGUACCGUGAAGGAGAAUACUGGAAAGAUCUUAAAUAAUCCACAACUGGAAAAAAGUGGCAAAGCCCAAAGAGAACAAUCUAAAGAACAGCAACAUUAG